Botrytis cinerea B05.10 is the source of this 5151-nucleotide messenger RNA. RefSeq lists its product as hypothetical. NCBI's taxonomy places the organism in Eukaryota, Fungi, Ascomycota, Leotiomycetes, Helotiales, Sclerotiniaceae. The transcript is spliced from 2 exons. Bases 80 to 4534 code for a protein of 1484 amino acids. The record is from RefSeq and is a predicted model, not a curated record.
GCCAACCAAUUCAACAACCAAUUCAAUCGAAUCAAUCUCAUACACAUACAGCUAGCCAUUAAUUUGGGAAAUCUUCAAAAUGGCUGCUGCUAGCAUUCAACCAGAUUAUUCCGCUUGGCAAGAGGAACAGGCGAAGAGAUUGGAAAUAGAAGAUCUUCUAGCACGUAAGGAGCAAGAAAUUCCCAUUGCUGGUGGCUUGUCUCAAGGAAGUCUGGUUUCAUUGGAUAUGAAAAGAGAUGAAUGGGCAGCUGUAAUGAAGGUCAUUGUCGACGCCAUAAACGAACACGGUCGAAUAAUUGACGAUGCCGGUAUCCAAUUCAUUAGCGAGCAAUGUAUCAUAAUGAGGGAUAUGAUUGUGGAAGGACAUCAACAAUCCAUGUCAUACCGAGCUAAAGGUCGUGUAUGGCGUGGAUUACGAAAUCGUUCCGAACAAUAUAUCUUGGAAUUCAGAAGAGCCACACAAUAUUACUUCACAAAUCAAAAGCAGAAUCCCGAUCAAGAUAUGGAUCCGGCUAUAUUCCAAACAGCUGUUGCGGAUUGGCAUGCGGCCAUAACUACGACUUUAAGGGUUCUUCGUGAAGCUUUGGGAGAGGAAGAGAGUCAAAGAGAAGCUGAGGAUGUUGAAUAUGAUUCAGAUAAUCAAGAGCCUGUCAUUAAUUUAAGGCGUAAUCAUAGUACACCUCAACAAUUCAGCAAACUUGUCCAGGAAGUUAUUGAAAUGGUGGAACUCGCAAAAACCGUAGCAGGGAGUGGUAAUGCGAGUUCUAGCUACGAUCGAAGAGUACAGAAAGAGUAUAUAAGAACACAAGAGGCGCUAAAAGAAGUUUCGGAAAGAAUGGAAAAGUUGGAAAAAGAAAGGAGAGAUUUCUUCAUGGCUCGUGGUACCCGUCCACCCGAUCAAGACUGUGCUAGAGAGGUAGCAGAAAUUGAGCGAUUGGACAAGGAAUUGAAAGCUUGUCGGGAAAAAUUGGAAGAACUUACAAAUCAAUGUCGUCAGCAAACCGAAUACAUCGAUGCAGUAGCAAGAGGGUUGAAACCGGCUUCGGAUGGUCCAAAACCUGGAGUUCUAUUGUCUGACCAGGCUUUUGAUGAACUGUGCAAACAUUUCGAAAGUUAUCACGAAAAUGCAGCAGGAUCAGAAGCUAGAAACAAACAGCUAGAGGAAAGUUUGAGAAACGUUAUCCUUCAUCCAGACGAUAAGAAUAAGCAAGAAUUGGACAAGAAACUCAGGGCUGAGAUAACUGCCGCAAAUCAAUCCCUAAGCGCAAAGACUCAACUUGUUGAGGAUCUACGAUUAGAGAUACGUCAGAUGAUAAGAGAACGAGCAGAUUUCAUAAAUGAAUCUUUAAGACACACUGCAGCUUUGAAAACGAUGACGGCCCAGAGAGAUAACUGCAUGAAAGAGUUGGCAGCUUCCGAAGCGAGAGUGGCUAAUAUUGUAAAGGUCGAAGCCGCCGGAGCCGGUACCUUUUCGGAGAAAGAAAAGACAGAUCUAGAACAACAGUUGAGAGCUAUCAUGGAUGAAAAUAUGCUUCACGAAAAGAAUAUUCACCUUUGUAAAGAGACUAUAAAAGAUCUCAACGCAGAUAUUGCUGCAAGAGAAGCGAAAAUCAAGUCAUUGACGGUUAUGCUUAAUUUUGAUGACGACAUAAACAAAAAUCGUCAGGAAAAACAAGAUCUCAGAGAGAAAAUUAUCGCACUUGAGCAUUAUAUCGAUAAUGAGCUUGCUAGACAAGCUAUGGAGAAUUAUGUCAGUCCCGAUGAUCCAGACGAUCCAGAUGAUCCAAAAGAUCCAAAAGAUAAGGCAGACAUUACGGCUCAAAGAGCAGAGAUAGCUCGUCUCAAGAAGCAAUUGGAAACAGAGUCUCAGACUGCCAAAACCCAGAUUGAAAACCUUGCGGCUCAAUUACAGACAGAAUCCAAGACUGCGAAUCCCGAACUUGCAAAAUUCAAGAAGCAAUUGGCCGAUGCAAUCAAUGAACGACACCAAACCCUAUUACAGACCAACGCUAAUCGAGAUGCGGCAAAAAAAGAAAGUGAGGAAGCCUUGGCAAAAUGCGAGGCUCGACGAAUUGCGGCUGAGAAAGAACUUAAUGAUAACUUACAAUCAGUUAUAAAUGAACGAAAUGAGGAAAAGAAGAGGACUGAUGCGGCUUUGGCAAGUGCUGAUGCGGCUUUGGCAAGAGCUAAUGUGGCUUUGAAAAAAUCUGAUGCGGCUUUCACAAAACUCGAUGUGACUUUGGCAAAAUCUGAGGCUCGAGUGGCCGAGCUAAAGGUUGAAAGUGACGAUAUCAUAGCAAAAGCUGAGGUUCAACGAGCUGAGGCUAAGAAAGAAAGUGAUACAAUAAUCGCAGAUUUACGAAUAACAAUCAACGAGUUACGAAAACAAAUCACUGCCAUAAACAGUGUAAAUAUUGGACUCAGGACAACCAUGCAAGAGCAAAUCGACGCUCUAACGAAGGAGAACAAGGAACUGAAAGAAAGAGAACCAGCUGCGGAUGCUGCUAAUGGCCCCCUUUCCAAGGCCCUCGAUGACCUUGAGAAUAGAGAUUUACGAAUCGCUCUUUUGGAUGACCAAAUCUCGGAUGCUAGCAUAAGGCAUGAACAACAAAUCAAAGACAUCCAAGCAAGACUUGAUGAAGCUAGAUUAAAUGCUAAUGGUAUCUCACCGCAAGGUCUAAGAGCAUUGAGAAGAACUUUGGCCGAUUGUCGAAAAAAUCAUGAUGAUGAUCAAAUAACCAUUACGAAUCUAGAAGCGGAACUUGAUGCUUGUAUGCGAAGAGGACAGCAUCAACUUCGACAAUUGACGGAGUAUGCAGGUCUUCAUCAACAUGAUGAUGGAGGAGCUGCUGCUAGAGAAAGAAUCGCUGAGCUUGAACUUGAGAAUACUGCAAUCGAAGAAGAGUUGAAAAUUGCAAAGGCCGAAAGAGAACAAAAAGCGGAAGAAGAUCGAAAGAAAGCGGCAGUAGCACAUCAAAAAGAAUUGGAUGAUGCUGCGGGUGAUGUAGAUAUAGAUAUUGAAAGUGUUGCAUCACAUGAUUCCAACGAAGAAAUUAACAAGCAACACAUCGAAAGGCUCCGAAGACAAGCGGAAGAUCUCAAGAAGCUCAAAAAUCAGAAUCUUGAUAUGGAAAUACAACUCAAUGUUUCGAAGAGGACUGUGACAGCUCUUCAAGCCCAACGUAAAGAUCUUCAAGAUAAAUUAAGAGAGUGUCGAAAACAUACACAAGAACUGGCUGCUCGUCAAACUGAACUCGAACCAGGAGCUCCCGACUUUGCAGGAGAUAAUUCUCAAAGAAUUACAGAGCUCGAGGCUCAAGUUUCUGAUUUGGAAGCUCGAAUUGCAGCAGCCGAAGAAACUAGUGCCACUCUUCAACUACAGAGAGAUGCAGCAAUUGCAGAAAAUGAAGGAAAUAAACAAGAAAUGGCUGAUCUUCAAACUGCUCACGACAUAAUGGCUGGCGAGGGCCCUAAACUUGGAUUGAAACGUAUCAAGACAAGAAUUGCUCUUCAAGCUAAAGCAACCAAAGCUAGAAAUAUUGCAGCGAGACAAGCACAACAAGAAGCAGAUGAUGCUGCGGCAGCUAAAAAGGUCGAGGAUGAAGCUAAAAGAAAAGCUGCUGAACAGGCUAAGAAAGACGCGGAGAAGAAACCAGAUGACCAUAAUCACGGUGACAAUCAACCUCCACCGCCACCGCCACCGCCAGGAGCUGGAGCUGGAGCACUGGCAGUUGCACCAGCGGGAAGUGGCAGCGGUAACAAUGAAGCGGAAAAGGCGAAAAAGAAAAAGAAAAAGCCACAGACGAAGAAGGAAAAGGCGGAAAAGGAAAAGGCGGAGAAGGAAAAGGCGGAGAAGGAAAAGGCGGAGAAGGAAAAGGCGGAGAAGGAAAAGGCAGAGAAGGAAAAGGCGGAAAAGGAAAAGAAAAAGCCACAGACAAAGAAGGAAAAGGCGAAGAAGGAAAAGGCGGAGAAGGAAAAGGCGGAGAAGGAAAAGGCGAAGAAGGAAAAGGCGGAGAAGGAAAAGAAGGCGAAAAAAUCCAAAGGAUCAAGUAGUGCACCUGCGCUGACUCCUAUCAAUGAGGAAGAGGAGGAAGAGGAGGAUGCACAAGGUUUAAAUACUUCGGACUUUGAAUCGGAGUCUAACCCCCAAAAUAAGGGGGCCGCUGAGAAUGAUUCUGAUUCCGAUGCGUAUUUUCAGAUCGCAGGAUAUAGUGCGCAACCACGGAAGUCGAGUUUCAUCAGCAAAAAGCCAGCUUCGAGACCAAGGGUCACAUUUGAUGAAAAGAAAGAUAUUGUGGAGCCUGAAAUUGAACAGGAAGAUGAGAGUGAUGAAGAAGAUGUGGAUCUUGAAGAUAAAGAUGAAGAUGAAGUUAUAAGUAUUGAAGACGAUACGGAUGAGCUAUGGGACGACACUGUAGAUCUGGAGCCGGCUAAAAAAGAGGCGGACACAACCAAAGCGAAGAAGAGCUUGAAAAGGGCUUCACCACUUUCCAGCACGCGGUCAGGUAGGGGGAAGAGAGGCAAGAGAUCGUAAGAUGCAGUUUGUGAUUUUUUGUAAUUUGGCUGCUAUUUGAAGUUUCGUAGUUUUGGUGGCGUUAUUGGCCAUGGUGUAGGGUUCAUUCCAGUGAAGAAUAGUAGGUGGUUUAUACUCAGGAACACAAUUGAAUGUACACUUUUCCAUUUUCUCGCACACUCUAUGAAUUGUAUCAAAAUCUAUGCAGACCAUCUUUUAUUUCCUUGAUUCCAGACUUAAGAAACUAGGCCCAAUUACCUUUGCCGAAACACUCGACGGAAUGAAUGUAUGGCGUUUCAAGAAGUCGAUCGGUUGGGCUUUGGGUGAAUUUUAGAGAUGGCAUUUCGCAUUAUCAAGUCGUCCCCGUCUUGUGAAAUGGAGGAAGCUUGUGUCUGGUCAAAAGCUUUCUUCAGUCAAAAAUUCCGUUCACUUGUAGGAUUAAACGGUAGUUUACUCUGGUACCACUAGAAGUGGAUUGAUUUACUCUCGUGCUAUUUAAGAGUUAGCGCGCCCACAAGUUAGAAAGAAGGGGGAUAAAGAGAGGUGAAAAGUAGAAUCCAAGAGGAAAUGUCGAUUUAAAUAAAUGUGAAAAUCGGCUUUUGGCUACGUGAAAUCGUAAACAAACUCUGAUGGAAUCA